AUGGCUUUUGCUUAUACUCACUUUGAAGACAAUCCUUCUGCGUGGAAUGCUAGUGAUUAUCAAUCCAAUAGCGAAUAUUACAAGCAAUUGACUGAUAUACAUGAAUUCAGUCAAUUAGAUAAUCUUCGUUUGGAUCGUCUUUCAUCUCCUCGAUUUCAUCCAAGCAAUGGAAAAACUAUUAUCUAUCUUAGGGGACAAUAUUGUAUGCACGAUUUAAAACGCUAUACAAGAACACUUCAUUGGGUUGAUUUAGAAACAAAUAAAACUGUUCAAUUAACACGACCUAUUUGGAAUAUUUAUGAUAGCUCAUUCUAUUGGGUAGAUGAUAAAACAAUUAUUUUUCUGUCAAACCGAGCUUCAUCAGGUCUUAAUCAAAUAUUUCAACUCAAUCUCCCUGAUGAUCUAUCAAUUACAAGCAAUUAUCUGGAUCCAAUUCAAAUUACUGAUUAUCCACUUGGUAUUGAUCAUCUGCUAGUCAAUCGACAAGGAACACGUCUUGCAUUUAGUUGUCAAGUUUAUGCUAAUUUAUCCAUUCAACAAACAGCUGAUCGUCGAACAAUUGAAAGAGCUAGUAGUAGUUUUAUGUAUAAAUUUGAUAAAUUAUUGAUUCGUUUCUGGGGUGAAUAUAUACUUGGUCCACGUCAUCAUCCAUUUAUUGUUUCAAUUAAACGAAAUACAAAUGGUACAUUUUAUUUUACAUCUACACCAAUAGAUAUUCUUUUUGGUAUGGAUGCUGAUUCACCACUAAGAUUAGUUGGAGAUAGUACUAGUGAUUGGUCAUUUAGUGCAAGCGGAAACAAAUUUGCUUAUACAAGACAAUAUGAUGAAACAAGUGCAGCUGUUUGGUCAACAAAUUUCGAUAUAUACACGGUUGAUUUAACUGCAUCUAACUUAACUAGUGUAUGCAUGACAUGUGAAAAUCUUGCAGCAGAUGCAAAUCCAAGAUAUUCACCAAUAGAUGAUCAAGUUCUAAUCUAUCUAGCACAGUCAAUUCCUAAUUAUGGAGGAGAUCAAUGGAAAAUUAAAGUGUACAAUGGUUCUCAUCCAAAAAGAACUCUUCUGGAUAAUUGGGAUCGGAGUAUUUCAUCUGUAACAUGGUCACUUGAUGGCCAAUCAUUGUUCAUUGAGUUAGGUGAAGAAGCAAGUCAUGUUAUUUAUAAAUUCUCUAAUAUCUUAUCACCUUCGUCGACUCCUAUUCGUCUGAUUAGCAAUGGUUCAUCACAUGAUGUUAAUAUUCAUCCGGCGAAUAAUGAAAUAUUUAUAUUUACUCAUAAAAGCAUUACUCAACCAACGAAUAUUUAUUUAUAUACAUCCCAAACAUCAAUGCGACCUAUUACCAGUCACAAUAAUAAUCUUUUAGAUAAAGUACGAAUGAGUACAGUAGUUGAAAAAUUUCAUUUCAUAGGUGCGCAACGUGAAACGGUAUGGGGAUGGCAUGUACAACCAAUAAAUGGCACAGCUGAAAAAGCGCCACUGGUUUUUCUUAUUCACGGCGGUCCGCAAGUUUGUUACUAUGAUGAAUGGAGGUAUAGUUUAAAUUUUCAAAUAUUUGCAUCAAAAGGUUAUGCUGUUAUUGCAAUUAAUUUUCAUGGAUCCACGUCAUACGGACAAAAUUUUACUGAUAGUAUUAUAGGUCAAUAUGGUGCAUUACCCUAUGAAGAUUUACAGAUCGGGCUCACUGAAGUUUUACGUAAUUAUAAUUAUAUUGAUGGAAAUCGAGCUAUAGCAUUAGGUGCUAGUUAUGGUGGUUAUAUGGUCAAUUGGAUUGCUGGCCAUCCCGAGAUGAGUCGACGUUUUAAAACACUCAUUUCGUAUGCUGGUAUAUUUGAUCUAAGACAAAUGGCUUAUUCAAUGGAUAACGUGGGGGCUAUGGAUGAGGUAGUCGGUGGUUUCGCUCCUUAUGAAAAUCCUGAUGCAUUUGAAAAAUUUAAUCCGAUCAAUCAUGUUGCAAAUUGGACUCAACCAAUGCUAAUUAUUCAUGGUGCUCAUGAUUAUCGUGUACCUGAUACACAAGGAAUUAGUGCAUUUACGGCCUUACAACGGCGCGGUAUUCCAAGUCGAAUGCUUUAUUUUCCUACGGAAAGCCACGGAAUAUCAAAUCCAUUCAAUUCACUUAUCUUGUACCAAGAAAUAUUUGAUUGGAUGAACAAAUGGAUCUCAUAG
Molecule: messenger RNA, 2163 nt
Organism: Rotaria socialis
Lineage: Eukaryota; Metazoa; Rotifera; Eurotatoria; Philodinida; Philodinidae
Source: the annotation of a GenBank genome assembly